CCUCCAUCCCGUCUCUCCAGGUGUUCCAGAGGAGGAUGGACGGCUCUGUGAACUUCUACCGUCCCUGGGAUCAAUACAAGAUGGGCUUUGGUAACUCUGCUGGAGAGUACUGGCUCGGUCUCGAGACUCUUCAUAACCUGACUAAGGGAAAGAGCUACGAGCUGCUGGUCAACAUGGAGGACUUCGAUGGCAACAAAAUGUCAGCUCGUUACUCCUCGUUCUCCAUCGACUCAGAGUCCGAAGGGUACAGACUGCAUGUAUCUGGAUUUAUUUAUGGAGGGGCAGGAGAUGCCCUGAGUUAUCACAAUGGACAGAAGUUCUCCACCUUCGACAAAGACCAGGACCAGAAUUUCAAAAACUGUGCCAAAAUAUAUCUGGGGGCAUUCUGGUACAAUGCAUGUCACAGAACAAAUCCCAAUGGACUUUAUGGUUGGGGGCUGAGGAAUACACCUCAUGCUGCUGGAAUAAGUUGGUUCCCCUGGAAAGGUUAUGACUACUCCCUGAAGACCAUCAGCAUGAAGAUCCGUCCUGUGCGGUAGAUCUCCAGGACCCACGUACAGCAGAAUAUAAUCAGCUGAUCUCUUGUGAUUUUUUCCUUCUUUCUCUCAUUCAACAUAAUCUCAUGAUGGGCCUUAUUUUCCUAAAACUGCGCACAAACACAAUCCAUCAACACAAGAAAAUCAAAUAAUGUGUGUUAGUUUUGUUACCCUCUGUGGUGGCUUAAAGCAGGAACACAUUCAGUGUGACUUCAGUCCGUGUGCCGCAGUAGGAAAGUCAGGCCUGAAACCUUUAAAUAGAAACACAUAUAAAAAGUCUGAUUAAAUAUAAAUCACUGUAUCAACUUUCAACACAGUUUUAAAAGUGGAAAAAGUUAAAAGUUAAAAAGAAAUUUGCAUGUUGGUGAAGGUCUGAAACCCUGAUGUGAAUCAUUAUCAGCUGUACGGUGACAAUAAAUAAUAAGCAGAGCAUCAAA
Plectropomus leopardus (leopard coralgrouper) is the source of this 973-nucleotide messenger RNA. Lineage: Eukaryota; Metazoa; Chordata; Actinopteri; Perciformes; Serranidae. The record is from RefSeq and is a predicted model, not a curated record.